Molecule: messenger RNA, 4968 nt
Organism: Mytilus californianus (California mussel)
Lineage: Eukaryota; Metazoa; Mollusca; Bivalvia; Mytilida; Mytilidae
Product: protocadherin-11 X-linked-like
Exons: 6
Coding region: 302-3763 (1153 amino acids)
Biological process (GO): homophilic cell-cell adhesion
Cellular component (GO): plasma membrane
Molecular function (GO): calcium ion binding
Source: RefSeq, a predicted model, not a curated record
UAUUAGAAAAUCAUAGUAAAAGAUAGUGAUAAGUUUGUUUUUAGUUGACUCUCGGAAAAAUUGUUUGAUGAAUGACUGAUUUUGAAGGAUUUGGAAAAAAAGUUUUAAUCAAUAUUCAAAAAUUUUUGUGCCAAUAGGAUUUUUCUCAUAUUUCGAAUUCAUGUCUGAACAAAUUUGGCAUGGCAUGAUGAGGCAGACAGUACAAGAACAAAAGAGCUAUAACUUAUAGAAGGGGUUGUAACAAAUGCAAAGAUUUUAAAGAAGACUUUCCAAGCUAUGGUUUGAGAACAGGAAAAGCAAGAUGAAUAUGGAGGUGUUUAUAAUUCUAAUAUUAUUAGUUGUUGUUGUAUCCAGUCAGUCACCAAUAGUAUUACAGUUUUCUGUGAAGGAGGAAUUAGAUCCACAGGUCAUUGUUGGGAACGUCGGACAGAAAUCUAACUUAUCCGAUACAUUUACAUUCAGAUUCAUAACAACUUACCAGAACUUUGAGAUUGAUGAAAACUCUGGAAUAUUAAGUACUGUUCGUAAACUGGACCGUGAAACACUUUGUCCAAAUCAAUUGUUGUGUAGACAACAUCUUCGAGUGACAGCCAUGAGUGGACCUAAUGUCAAAACUAUAGUUAUUUAUGUUGAUAUUUUGGACGUUAAUGACAAUUCACCAUCCUUUCCUGUUACUUCUAUGGCAAGGAGUAUUGCAGAAAAUCUUCCCAUUAAUACAACCAUUACAUUGGUUGGAGCCACUGACCCUGAUAUGGGGGUCAAUAACUCUGUUCAAAGUUAUGAGAUCGUUCCAGCUCUAAAUAUAUUUGCACUUGAUAUUCAUCCGAAACUUGACGGGACUUCUGAGGUUAUUUUGAGAGUGCUGACUACGUUAGACCGUGAAACAAGGGAUUACUAUCAAUUAUAUAUGAAAGCUAAAGAUGGAGGAAACCCCGUAAAAACUGGUAUGCUUAUGCUCAAUAUCACCGUCACAGAUGUUAAUGAUGAAAAGCCUACAUUUACAAAGGAGCAGUAUGAUGUUAUUAUUAAUGAGAAUAUAACAGUAAAUCAAGUAUUCCUGACAUUAUCAGCUACGGACAGAGAUAUCGGAACCAAUGGUGAAGUUCAUUACAAAUUCAGCUCUUACCAAACUGAUUCUACAGUGUUCUCUCUGUUCGAUAUUAACACAGUUACAACACCCUCUGGAAAUAAAGGGGAAAUAUUUGUAAAGACCUCUUUAACUGUUAUACCUGAAGCACCAUAUAGAAUCAUUGUUGAGGCAUCCGAUAGUGGUACAACUAAGGUACUAAGUAGUCAAGCAGUGGUCACUAUUUCUGUUCUAGACAUUAAUAAUAAUGACCCAAUUAUUGGUGUGACUUUUGUUGACGGAACAGAUUAUGCAUUAAUACCAGAAAAUAGUGCAAAUGGUACAGUGGUGGCAUUUGUACAUGUUGAUGAUGCUGAUCAAGGAGUUAACAGAAUAGCUACAUGCUCUAUAAGUAGCAUUUUUUUUCGUUUAGAAACUUUCGCUGAAAAUGAAUUCAAGAUAUCAGUUCAUGGUUUAUUAGACCGUGAAGAUCGUUAUGAACAUGUAAUAACUGUGUUUUGUUUGGAUGGAGGAAAUCCGAAACGUAAUGCCACCAAAAGUUUUGUAAUACAGAUAGAAGAUGAGAAUGACAACCAACCAGUGUUUACAGAUACAGAGUACAAGCCAAGAAUCACAGAAAACAAACCUCCAUUUACAUAUAUAACUAAAGUAAGUGCUACAGAUGCUGACCAGGGCAAUAACGCUCAGGUUCGAUAUCAACUAGGUGAGGAUGUGCAGAGUGAUUUCCAAAUUGAAUCAAAUACUGGUAUUAUAAAAAGUAAGCGAUCUUUGGACCGUGAGAAGAAAGGAUUUUACUCAUUUUUUGUCUAUGCUGUUGAUAAUGGUGUGAGUAGUUCUCGUACCUCAUCUGUUGUCGUGGAUGUUACUGUGGAAGAUGAAAAUGAUAACUACCCACAAUUCUCAAAGCAGCAUUAUACUUUUGAAAUUACCGAAAACCAGCAAGUACAGGUUGGUCGUGUUGAAGCUAAUGAUACUGAUGAAAUGGACAAUGGUGUCGUCACAUUCCAUAUUAAAGAAGAUAUAAAUUACGUCCCUUUUUCAGUUUCACUAGAUGGCGGGAUAGCUGCUACUGAAGAGUUAGAUCGUGAAGCCAAGGAUCAGUACACUUUUGAAGUCAUUGCCAGAGACUUGGGUAACUUAAAACAAAACAGUAAUGCUACAACUGUAACGGUAAAUGUUUUGGAUAUUAAUGAUAAUGCUCCUGUGUUUAUAUUUCCAAAUUCUACGAAUAAAUCUGUCAGUAUACAGUAUUUGGCAAAUCCUGAUACGUUAGUGACGACAUUAAUAGCAGAAGAUAGUGACGCUGGUAAAAAUGGGACAGUAACUUACAAAUUUAUUUCUGGUAAUGAAGAUAAUCUAUUUUACUUGGAUGAUUAUUCUGGGGAGAUAUUUUUGUCUAGAAAGUUACACAUUUAUGAAAUCAAACCGUAUGAACUGACCGUCUCUGCUGAGGAUCAGGGAAGUCCACAUCAGCAAGUUACACAUGAACUUUUGUGGAUUCAUGUCAAAUUUGUCAAUGUUACUACAGUUGCUAGUUUAACAGAUGCCGGAGCUGGACAGAAUAUUAUCAUUGCUAUCAUUAUAGGGUGUAUAACUGCACUCUUGUCCAUUUUGAUUAUUAUCACAAUUUGUGUCAUUCGUAAAAUGGAUUCUCGGAAACAUAUUUAUAGUGCCAAAUCUGCUGAACAUAUGAGAAUUGUUGAUCUGAAGAGAGGCAGCAGUAAUCGAUCAUCCUCAUCCAAAGGAUCACAGGACCGUAUCAUGGAUGUAUAUGAACUCCCACAGAAAAAGGAAGUUAGUUUCUCAAUAGACGAGGAACAGGAGAAUACAUUAUCUAUGACAUUUCCAUCCACACUGUCUUCAGGGUCUGGAAUGGUCACCUUCAAAUCAAACAGCUCAUUAAAUACUCAGCAAAAUGGACAUGUACCUAACCAUGGCCGUGAUGACAGUCUGACUGAUAGUGGUCAGCAACAGUUACAUAGAAUGACCUCUCUACGUGUACAACAACAAUAUCUACAAACUCAACAGAACGGCAGAGAAAAAUGGAAACAGUCACAACAGCAACAGAGACAGUUGUCCCCAGUGGCUAAGUCUGAGGACAGUGACAUGUCUGCUGUCUCUACUACAGACAGUGGCAAUGGUGGCAGUGAUGAAGAUGUUAGAAAUCAUCCACCAGAAUCAGGUUGUCGCCCUGGUUCUGUAUCUCCAAGACAACACUCUACCACAGAUAGUGCUAUUUCUAGAGACAUCAGUGCUACAAAACCUAUAUUAUCUACUUUUGGACAUCCACAAAAUGGUGGCAUGUCCACAUUUCCACGCAAUCCACAGGGAAAAAAUCAAAUGUUUCAUAAUGUUAGAGACCCUCAUUAUCAUAAUAACUAUGAAGGUGCAAAAAUACAAAGACUUCAUUCAGAUAAUAUUCAUCCUCAUCAACAAUACAUUGACAUUCCACGAGUGCCAUCGGGGGACCUGUUUCAUGGAGAUCUUCAAAGAGCUAACAGAAAUAACAAUUUGACUCGUUCAUAUGAAGAUACUUUAAGUGACAGUUGUGUUUCUCCCCGAGACGAGGAUGACAGAGCUACGACAACAUCGGGAAGUUACACAGUAAACCCUGACGAUCUUUGUACUGAAAUUGAUGAAUUAUUUUUUCGAGAUCGAGGAGAUACAGUAGUAUAGUAUAGAAUGAAUGAAUGAAUGAAGGUUCUGUGAGAGAGUGAGAAAGAGGUUUUUGUAAGUGAACAAAAUAUUUUUAUACAGCAUGUUUGUAUGAGAGAAUAUUGAGGGAAAUUAAUUCCAUGUCUUGCCAAAGAAUUGAAUAGUGCAUAAAUAUUUCGCCACUGCCAAUUGUUGUAUAAGAAGGUCACAUGAUCAUUACCAUAAUGUUCUUACACUUUUAAAUAAGAAGUCAAAUGUGACAUUAAUUUGGGUAAUUAUAAUUUAAAAAAAAAAUAUAAUGUUCAGAAAUAGAAAGUUUUGACAUGUUGGAUGUGUUUUCAGGAAGUCUAAAAAUAAAACUCUAAAUUUUUUGUUUAAUUUCUUUGGUUUACAAUUUAACAAAAAGUGAUGUUUGCAAAAGUGCCAUCUUCCAUUGAUCAUUAUAAGCCAUUUGAUUGGCUGCUUUUGGGCUUCCAAACAUCCUUCAUUUUGAAACUAAACAUGCAGUCACCACGGUAUUCAGUCAGUAGCGAUCAGCUAUACAUAUAUUUCUUCACCAUUUAAUGACAAAUAAGCUCCUUAUAUUUGUUCUGCUUUCCAGCCAUUGAAAUUUUUUAAUUAGAAAAUUGCUGCUUUUGCAUUACAAUUUAAUUUUGAUUGACAUUAAUGAAUUUUUUUUCGUCUUUUGGAAAAAGAAUAUCUGACAUUGGUUGGCAACCAAUCUUUUUUAAGAUACUUUUCAAGAAUUGCUAUUAAUUAUCUGACAUCAAAUAUUCUCUUUUUAAAAAAUUAGAGAACUGAAGGCAGAAUUUCAGGUGUAAUGAGCUUUAAGAUAAAGUGCACAAUAUGAUGUCAUAAUGAAAAAUUGGUCAUGUCUAAAUAGACCCUGUCUAUUUUCAUUUAGUAUACCAAAACACUGUUCUGAUGUGUGCUACAUGUAUACUAAAACAAAAGUUUCCAUUAAAUAAACUUGCUAUGUUACAUUGAAAUCCAGAUUUAAUGAUCUCAGUUAAAUGUUUGUGUUUUGUCCUGAUUGUACAGUAAAUUAUAAUCUAGCACCCGAGUGCCAGGGGGUUGUCAUGGUAACACUGUUGUGAUGUUGUCCAUCUAAAUGGACUUUUUUGUUGAAUCUGUUUGUUAAGAUUAUUUGAACAUUUUUGAAUCACAAAUAUUUUGUAUAGUCAAAUAUUCAUAAGAUAAAGAAAAAUAAAUAUAUGAAAACCUUA